Molecule: messenger RNA, 741 nt
Organism: Symbiodinium pilosum
Lineage: Eukaryota; Dinophyceae; Suessiales; Symbiodiniaceae
Source: the annotation of a GenBank genome assembly
AUGAAAUCCCCAUUACUCCUAUCCGGACAUCCUCGAGGAUACCUUUCACCCGCAGGUGAGGAGUUUCUGAGUCGCAAGGGUGUCUCGGCGAAUUGCCUCAUCAGCGGUUGGGCCGACGACUCGCAGCAGGCCGAACUCAGGAAAACCUCGGAGGACUGCUUUACCUGGAAUCCUGUGGACACAAGCCAGGGCGUGGGAGGCUUGCAGGGCAGCUUGGGCGAUGCUACCCAAUGCGUUCUCUACAACCUGAACCAGAAGUGGGGUUGGCAACCGGAGCUCGUGGGCUCUGGCUCCAACUCGGGGGGUCCCUAUGACACCUAUGGCGCGGGGACCACUGUCAUCGGGGUGGACACCCCCUCCGGCAAGUGGCAAUUCAUCUUGAAGAAGCCUGAAGGGGCAGGUGGUGGCUCUGGCGCAGGUCAGGUGGCAGUGACAGUUCAGAGCCUGCAUCGUGGGGACGCCACGCCUGAGCAGGAGACAGAUAUCCUCCACUUUGCGCAGGAGUGCUUCAGCAAGAGUGAUGUGGACACCUCGAACCUUGGCAACUUGCAGGGAAGUCUCGGCACCAACAUCGGCUGUGUCCUGCAGAAGUGCGAAGACAAGUGGGGAUGGAAACCCCAAAACACCCAGUCGGGCUCCCUUAACGCUCCGCCUUACGAUGUCUAUGGCCUUGGCGCCACCGUUAUCGGCGUGGACUCCCCCGCUGGGCACUGGCAGUUUGUCCUGCGCCUGAAGUUUUGA